Molecule: messenger RNA, 1290 nt
Organism: Arabis nemorensis
Lineage: Eukaryota; Viridiplantae; Streptophyta; Magnoliopsida; Brassicales; Brassicaceae
Source: the annotation of a GenBank genome assembly
AUGCGUGGCCUUGAUCGAUGGAUUGCUGACGCAAUCAGAUCAGAACCAUUGGGUAAUAAUGGUCUAAUCCUCGGUGGAUUGUUUCUCGACGAAUCUGUUCCUUGUUCGUCUGUCUCUUUUGUUCACUUAAAGAAUUGCUCGAUCAAUUCGUGUCGCUUUGUCGGAAAGUCGAAUUUUUUGAAGUUUAGGAGACGAAAAGGGACAAGGGAACCUCUGUUUUUGUCGGUCAGUUUAUCGAUUAAGGAGAGUAGUAAUGGUGAGGAAGAAGAAGGUGAAGGGUAUAAUGGUCAAAACGGCUAUAAAUCUCUUCCGGUGAAAGAUUCAGUGUUGAUCGGUGGUGGUCAAGAAGCAAUGGAGAAGGUUACGGUUAAGGAAAAUGGAUCAGGAGCUCUCAACACCACCAAGCAUUUAUGGGCUGGAGCUUUUGCAGCCAUGGUUUCAAGAACUUGCAUUGCACCUCUUGAGCGGAUGAAGCUAGAAUACAUUGUACGCGGAGAGCAACGGAGUCUCCUUGGACUUGUUCAGAGGAUUGCUACAACUGAAGGGAUUAGAGGUUUUUGGAAAGGGAAUUUGGUUAAUAUUCUUCGGACCGCUCCUUUUAAGUCCAUCAACUUCUAUGCUUAUGAUACAUAUAGAGGCCAGCUUCUUAAAUUGUCCGGGAACAACGAAACUACUAAUUUCGAGAGGUUUGUCGCUGGUGCUGCUGCAGGAGUAACAGCUAGUUUGCUUUGUUUACCACUUGAUACCAUAAGAACGGUUCUGGUGGCACCCGGGGGAGAGACAUUAGGUGGUGUAGUUGGUGCAUUCCGUCACAUGAUUCAAACCGAAGGUUUCUUUUCGUUAUACAAAGGUCUUGUACCUUCACUUGUUAGUAUGGCUCCAUCGGGAGCUGUGUUCUACGGUGUGUAUGAUAUUUUAAAAUCAGCUUACCUUCAUACACCGGAAGGUAAGAAACGGCUUGAACACAUGAAACAAGAAGAGGAAGAGCUCAACGCUUUCGAUCAACUCGAGCUUGGUCCCAUGAGAACAUUGUUGUAUGGAGCAAUCGCAGGGGCUUGCUCAGAAGCGGCAACUUAUCCGUUUGAAGUUGUGAGAAGGCAUUUACAAAUGCAGUCACAUGCGAAGAAGUUAAGCACAGUGGCUACUUGUUUGAAGAUCAUUGACCAAGGAGGUGUCCCUGCUCUAUAUGCUGGCUUGAUUCCCAGCUUAUUGCAGGUUUUGCCUUCGGCAGCGAUUAGUUACUUUGUGUACGAGUUCAUGAAAGUUGUCUUGAAAGUAGAAUCAGCAUAA